AUGAAUUUCCCUUUAGAUUGGUUCGAUAAUCUUGCUUAUGAGGUCUACACAUACUAUCAACAAGAAGCCUCACUUUCUGCAUUUCCGAACAAGGCUCAGAUCGUAUCAGGAAUACUUCCUCUUCCAAAUGAUUUCUCUGCGAACUACUGUAUCAUGGCAGAAAACAAUGUUGCAAUCUCCAAAGAGACAAUUGAAGCAAAGCUCAUCCAGUAUCAGAAGAAAAAGAGACUUGACAAGUCUAAGUUCGGGUUAAUUUUCAAUAUGAAAAGAUAUGAUGCAUCUCGACCUAAGCUAUCUUCUUCACCUGAAGCUCCCUCUUGCAAGAAGCGCAAGCGCAAGAAAUCAAAGUACUCAUCUUCAUCUGAUGACUCUGACAAAGAGGAUGAUGAAUCUCUUCAAGGUUUUGACAAAGACGACUCACUUGAACAAUUUCAAGGUUUUGACAAAGACGACUCACUUGAACAAUUACCAGCACUUAUUGAAGCUCAAUUCCAGUCCAACCAGGAGAUUAUCGACUGUAACAACCAAGAAGAUCUGGACAAAGACAAUGAUGUCCCUCUCGCCAACCAAAACUUUCUUGAGUUGGACAACCAAAAACACCACGAAGAAGAAGUAGAUCAGUUAGAUGUUCAGUUAAAUGACAAACUCGACGGCUCAACAAAAGCUCACGAAGAUGAUAAUAAUAAGAGUGGUUUACUUGGGGAUGAUUCAUCCCACCACCCACUUAACAUCCAUGAGGUUUCAGCUGGUCAAUUAUCAAUCGAUGAAUCAAUGUCUUUGAAAAGCUUUGGAGAUACGCGAGUCCUUGCUACAACCGACAAGAGAAUCCUUCCAUAUCCUGUUCGACCGAUUUCGAAUUGGACCAAAGGAUGGAUCCUUUCAUUAAUCACUAAAGAUAAAGAGCCCUUAUUUAAGCCUAUACCGGUAUCAUACCGAGUUGAUAGAUCCUCAUGUAUUGGAUCAGGCCUACACAUGGACUGCUACCGAGCCGAAUUGCUACUAGAUGAUAAGGUGCAUCAUGUGGUAGCAAAACAAACUUCAAUUCCCACCUCCUUAUCAUACUAUCAGUGCCAAGCACAGGCUUAUGUGCACGCUGAGGCCGCAAUCGAGCGAUUCAAAACGAAGGUUUUAGGUAUCAACAAGUUCAGCCACGUCAAAAAGGAACUUGUUCAGAGCUUACGAAUGGUGAAGCGAUGGGUGGUCCAACCUGUGGGAACCAAAGGAAGAUCCUUCAUCUGUGACUUGCAAGGAGUUGGUACUACGCUCACUGACCCUGUAUUUAACGAUCUUGACAAAAACUUUGGAAGUGGGAAUCUCAAUUACGAAGGCCUCAAGUUGUUAAUAUCUCAACAUAAAGAAAACAUGUGGUGUAAAAAGAUGGGACUAGGUCUGAUCAGUGAAUGGAAACACAACCUCAAUGUGUAA
Messenger RNA from Melampsora larici-populina 98AG31, 1425 nucleotides. RefSeq lists its product as uncharacterized. The transcript has 5 exons. Gene Ontology annotation, biological process: protein phosphorylation. The record is from RefSeq and is a predicted model, not a curated record. The coding region runs from base 1 to 1425 and encodes 474 amino acids. Gene Ontology annotation, molecular function: protein serine/threonine kinase activity; ATP binding. NCBI's taxonomy places the organism in Eukaryota, Fungi, Basidiomycota, Pucciniomycetes, Pucciniales, Melampsoraceae.